Messenger RNA from Amborella trichopoda, 1290 nucleotides. Lineage: Eukaryota; Viridiplantae; Streptophyta; Magnoliopsida; Amborellales; Amborellaceae. The record is from RefSeq and is a predicted model, not a curated record.
AGAACCUUUUCUAUUGUAGAGUUCUUUAUAUGGUUCAUGCAACAUCAAUACUCCACAGGAUCCAUCGGUUCAAGGCCAUUGAUUAGUUCAGGGUCAACAACUGUCAACUGCUCCGGGCAUGCCUACUCGAAUGUUGCUUUAAUCGAUAAUAGUGCACCGAAAGAAACAUCUUCUUUCUUUUUUUUUGGGGGUGCGAGAGUAGUGGCUAGGCCUUUCUUAAUGAAAAGGUCGAGAGGAUCAGAUCAAGAUCUCGAUCUCGACGGAUUCCGAUUACCAAGCUCUGAACCUCGCUCACUCAAUUCAGGCUAUUCCAGGAGAUCGGGGAGGUAUCUUCAAUAAGAAGUUUGGUCUUCGCCAUUUACUCAGUUCAAGUGUCCCCCGUGAUACGAGCACCAGAGCCAGGUAUAGCGCAGUGGUUGUUGUUUCAUCCGUUUAUUGAAUUGAUCUCACGAAACCAGAAGCAGAGGGAGCAGCCGAUGCCAACCAGCACGUGAACUGAUGAACGGACUAUCUCUCUCACUUUGAGGGCCGAUGAAGAAGCGGGGGAACCUGACCUAACUGUUUCUCUGAAACCGGAAUGGGGGAUGGGAGGAAAAAAAAAAAGAAAGAAAGAAGAAACAAACUGCCUUACUGGUCAACCCUCAUGCACACCAGCUCAAGCUCUGUGACUUUGGAAGCGUAAAAGUUUUGGUGAAGGGGGAGCCAAAUAUAUCAUAUAUUUGUUCUAGAUAUUAUAGUGCUCCAAAACUGAUAUUUAGAGCCACUGAGUAUACCUCGACGAUUGAUACCUGGUCAACUGGUUGUGUUUUGGCUAAACUCUUGCUUGGAUAGAUGGAUGAUGAGGAGAUAUCAAAGGGAGACAAGCUUAUUAUGAGGGGAUUGAAGUUCCAUGGCUAUCAUGGGGUGCAUGAGGCAGAGAAAAAGUUGGGUCAGAAGUUCUUGGUGGAUAUAGAUGCCUGGUUAGAUCUGAAAAAGGCCGGUGAGACCGAUAAUCUGAACGACACUGUCAGUUACUCUGAAAUUUACAGAUUGGUGAAGGGAAUUGUGGAAGGGCCAUCCCACAACCUGUUGGAGUCAGUUGCUAACACUAUUGCUUGCAGUAUAUUAACAGCCUACCCUCCAAUAACUGCACUUCAUGUGAAAUUAGGGAAGCCUCAUGUAGCUGUUCAAGGCACCAUCGAUUAUUUGGGAGUCGAGAUUUACAGAAACAGGCCCAAGUAAUUUGUCAUUUUUGUCAAAGCAAUUGUCUCUAUUGUAUUUUAUGAAAUAUAAACCGAGUUAUUCGUCUUU